CUCCAAGACGAGGGGGAUCUGAGUCUGUGCAAGGUUUGAUGACAGCAGAAAGGCUGGCCCCACCUGCAGUCACUCUCUUUUCAAAUAAAAACUGGAUUGGCAGGACACACCCGUCCUUCUCCACACACCAUCAAAGGGCUCUGUUGUCACCUUAGAAUAUUUAUCUGAUGAUUUAUGGGCACACUGAUGAUAAUUUUCAGUUGGGAGUGCGAGAUGUUGCACCGUAUUGUUUGGUUUUUGGUGGUUUUCGUGUCAGUGGAUCUUGUGUCCUUUGCAGCAGCUGCUUCUUCACAAAUAGUCACAACACCCACAAAGAAUGUUGAGACGACUAAAAACCUGAUCAAGAAAAACUUUGAACGAUUGGAGAAACUGAGCAACAGAUCCAGUUAUGUUGCAAGGAGCUGUAAAGAGAUCAGGGACAGAUAUAAUGAACAAGAAGAUGGGUUGUACUACCUAACCACUGCUAAUGGCAUGGUCUAUCAGACUUUCUGCGACAUGACCACUGCGGGAGGCGGCUGGACGCUGGUGGCGAGCGUCCAUGAGAACAGUAUUUAUGGAAGGUGCACAGUGGGAGACCGCUGGUCGAGCCAGCAGGGAAACAAUGCUGAACUGCCAGAUGGAGACGGGAACUGGUCCAACAGAAACACCUUUGGAACAGCAGACGGGGCCACCUCAGAUGAUUUUAAGAAUCCAGGUUACUAUGAUAUAGUAGCAGAAGACAUGUCUGUGUGGCAUGUACCCAACAAUUUCCCACUGGAGCACUGGAACCUGGCAGCCAUCCUCCGCUACCACACUGACAACCGCUUUCUCAACCUGUAUGGAGGGAACCUCUUUCAGCUCUUCAAGCAAUAUCCAGUGAGAUACAAUGUUGGCUUGUGCAGCAGCAGAGGGCCAGCUAUUCCCAUUGUGUAUGACCAUGGAGACAAGGAGUCCACCAGAAUGUUAUACGGACCCAAUCCAAGAGCGGAGUUUGAACCAGGUUUCAUCACAUUCAGAGCAAUAAACAAUGAACGUGCAGCCAUGGCUAUCUGCUCCGGGGUCAAGCCAAAAAACACAGGAUGCAACACUGAACACUACUGUAUAGGAGGAGGUGGAUUUUUCCACCCUGAUCAGUGUGGGGACUUCCCAUCAUUUGACUGGGACAGACUGGGAAGGGAGCAAGGCUGGAGCGCUUCCAAAGAGAUUACUGAGGCUGCUGUUCUACUGUUCUACCGCUGAGAACAUUAUUUGCACAUGUAGCUUAAAUGUAUACUAUAUUAUAUGUCACGUCAGUCUAAUCAACAAUCUUUAUCACAGCAUGUGUCAUGUUACAGAGAACUAGCUUUAAGUUUCUGUAUGUGUCAUUCAUUGGCCAUAAAGAACAGUUCAGCUAUUACAGUAAUUCAGCCAUAAUCCAGUAGAUGGCAGUAUUGAACUGCAUAAUCAAUUUCAAAAUCAUUUUAUCGUCUAACCCAUGGAGGGCGGGGGCUUGAAAUGUAUUUGAGUUGAGAGUGUGAUAGUCUCCUGUAUGUGUGUUUGCAGAUAUUAAAGCCACUACCUUUUGCA
Micropterus salmoides (largemouth bass) is the source of this 1545-nucleotide messenger RNA. RefSeq names its product intelectin-like. The transcript has 9 exons. Gene Ontology annotation, molecular function: oligosaccharide binding. Bases 175 to 1218 code for a protein of 347 amino acids. The record is from RefSeq and is a predicted model, not a curated record. Lineage: Eukaryota; Metazoa; Chordata; Actinopteri; Centrarchiformes; Centrarchidae.